CUGCGCGACACGAACGGGGCGGUGCACAGGUGGGCGGGUCCUAGCGGCGCGGCCUGACGGCGGCGGGAGUGCGCGAUCGUUUCCUCGGCGGUGGCCCACGCGGCUCGCACGCUCAGCGGGGCAACAUGGCGGACGCAGAAGUACUUAUUUUGCCGAAGAAACAUAAGAAGAAAAAGGAGCGGAAGUCCUUAGCAGAAGAAGAUGUAGCAGAAAUACAACACGCUGAAGAAUUUCUCAUCAAACCUGAAUCCAAAGUGGCUCAGUUGGACACAUCCCAGUGGCCCCUGUUGCUAAAGAAUUUUGAUAAGCUAAAUGUAAGGACAACACAUUAUACACCUCUCCCUUGUGGUUCAAAUCCUCUGAAGAGGGAGAUUGGGGACUAUAUCAGGACAGGUUUCAUUAAUCUUGACAAGCCCUCCAACCCCUCUUCACAUGAGGUGGUAGCCUGGAUCCGGCGAAUACUUCGGGUGGAGAAGACGGGACACAGUGGCACCCUGGACCCCAAGGUGACUGGUUGUUUAAUAGUGUGCAUUGAACGAGCCACCCGCUUGGUGAAAUCCCAGCAGAGUGCAGGCAAAGAGUAUGUGGGAAUUGUCCGGCUGCACAAUGCUAUCGAAGGGGGGACUCAGCUUUCUAGGGCCCUAGAAACCCUGACAGGUGCCUUAUUCCAGCGGCCCCCACUCAUCGCUGCAGUAAAGAGGCAACUCCGAGUGCGGACCAUCUACGAGAGCAGAAUGAUCGAGUAUGAUCCUGAAAGGAGGUUAGGAAUCUUCUGGGUGAGUUGUGAGGCCGGCACUUACAUUCGGACGCUGUGUGUACACCUCGGUUUGUUAUUGGGAGUUGGCGGUCAGAUGCAGGAACUCCGGAGGGUUCGUUCUGGAGUCAUGAGUGAAAAGGACCACAUGGUGACGAUGCAUGAUGUGCUUGAUGCCCAGUGGCUGUACGACAACCACAAGGAUGAGAGUUACCUGCGGCGCGUUGUUUACCCUCUGGAAAAGCUGUUGACGUCUCAUAAACGGCUGGUCAUGAAAGACAGUGCAGUGAAUGCAAUCUGCUAUGGGGCCAAGAUCAUGCUCCCGGGUGUCCUGCGAUACGAGGAUGGCAUUGAGGUCAAUCAGGAGAUCGUGGUCAUCACCACCAAAGGGGAAGCCAUCUGCAUGGCUAUUGCAUUAAUGACCACAGCAGUGAUCUCCACCUGCGAUCAUGGUAUUGUAGCCAAGAUCAAGAGAGUGAUCAUGGAGAGAGACACUUACCCUCGGAAGUGGGGUUUAGGUCCAAAAGCAAGUCAGAAGAAGCUGAUGAUCAAGCAGGGCCUUCUGGACAAGCAUGGCAAGCCCACGGAGAGCACGCCUGCCACCUGGAUGCAGGAGUACGUGGACUACAGCGAUUCUGCCAAGAAAGAUGAUUCUGCCAAGAAAGACGUGGUGGCCAAAGCAGUCAAAGCCCCACAGGUAGCUGCCGAAGCAGUGAAAACCCCGAAGCGGAAGCGAGAGAGUGAAAGUGACGAAAGCUCUCCGGUGGCUCCACAGUUGGUCAAGAAGGAGAAGAAGAAGAAGAAAGACAAGAAGGCCAAAGCUGCCCCAGAGAGUGCGGACGAGCCGGGAGAUGGGGACAGUGAAACCACCAAAAAGAAGAAGAAGAAGAAGAAAAUAAAAGUGGAAAUCGUUUCCAAGUAGUAGAGGCCGCUUGAAGCACUGUGUCCACGUGGGAGGAGGAAUUAAAGCCUUAUUGAGGAAACAUAGCUCUGUUUGUCCUUGAGGGAGUGGACCUGAGGUCCCAGAAAUGGUGGAGAGUCCGUCACGCUGGAGCAGCUGCUGAGAGCUUGGUGGCGUCCCCUGGCGUGGUCAUCCCAUCUUGUCCUGCUUUAAGGACGCUGGUGAAGGGGGCGCGUCUCUGCCCAGCAGAGUUGGAGUGUCUGCCCAGUGAGCGUCCGCAGCUGUUUCCUGGGGGCUGUUUUAACAUCACGGGCCUCUCCUAGUGUGCUUCUCCCCGUUCCCUUGUCUACAAUGUUGGUAAAAGUCUGCUCAGCAGAAUGGUCUAGAGCAAGUAAAAAAAUGUAACUGAACCAUGUUAUGAAUUGAGGAGAUAAUCUUUUCUCCAGCGUCCUGUGAGGACAGUGGUCUCUUCUAGUGUCAGAGUCCCAUCACCCUGUAUUUCCCUUCAGAUGGAGGCCUGGCCAGCGGCUCUGGUGUUCCAUCUUUUGAGCUGUUUCUAGGCCCUCUCCGGCCUAACAGUCUCCUGUGCACUUCCUCACAGCUUGUGGGUAUAGACACCACUUCAGGCACCUAAAUCCACCUGACUGUGUGAGAGAAGCCAAAAAAACCAUUCCUCCAUUCUUUGCUUUAACCCUCAGUUACUUUCAUUGCUGGGAGAAGGUUGUACUUUUUACUUAUUAAAGAUUACUUAUGAAGUUUUUAAAGUAUUCC
Hippopotamus amphibius kiboko is the source of this 2426-nucleotide messenger RNA. It is a transcript of the gene DKC1, whose product is annotated as dyskerin pseudouridine synthase 1. NCBI's taxonomy places the organism in Eukaryota, Metazoa, Chordata, Mammalia, Artiodactyla, Hippopotamidae. Bases 126 to 1676 code for a protein of 516 amino acids. Gene Ontology annotation, biological process: mRNA pseudouridine synthesis; box H/ACA sno(s)RNA 3'-end processing; rRNA pseudouridine synthesis. Gene Ontology annotation, molecular function: RNA binding; pseudouridine synthase activity. The transcript has 15 exons. The record is from RefSeq and is a predicted model, not a curated record. Gene Ontology annotation, cellular component: box H/ACA snoRNP complex.